This is a messenger RNA of Cygnus olor (mute swan), 2495 nucleotides long. It is a transcript of the gene MANSC1, whose product is annotated as MANSC domain containing 1. The record is from RefSeq and is a predicted model, not a curated record. The transcript has 3 exons. Bases 676 to 2136 code for a protein of 486 amino acids. Lineage: Eukaryota; Metazoa; Chordata; Aves; Anseriformes; Anatidae.
GGUCAAGGCAGGCCCCGCCCGGCGCCACGGCCAGGCGGAGCUCCGCUUAAAGGCACCGGCAGGGCCGGGAGAUGGGCUGCCACAUAUAUAUAUAUAUAUGACAUGGCUGCCCCAUAUAUAUAUAUAUGAUUGUUGUGUGAUGAUGACACCUGCAGUGUGCCGCUUCAGCAUGCAGUACCCAUAAGAAGGGUACAGUCCCCUGAGCCUCGCUGCUGCCAUUGAGCGUUAGGAAAUGUGACUGGGUCCGGAGUCACACUCUUACACUAUCCGAGAGUGGCUUACAAUGACUGAUUUGGGAACUAAGUAUAUAUUUAGUGAAUGUGAGUGUGAAUACCCACAAACAUAUGUAUACAUAUACCUGCAGUUGUUCCUAUCUGCAUCCAGGUGUUUAGUCCUAUAGGACUUCUUCUUUUCAUUAUUUUACUCUAACCAUUGCAGUGUAAAGUAAUCUGUCCUUCAGUAUCUCUUCAUGUAAUGGACCACCCCUAAGAAGGACAUUUAUUUUAGUUGCAGAAAUAACUAUGUUAUUCUAAGUAUGAUGCAGGACGAGAUAGCUGAAAAAGAAGGACUAUAUCGUACUGCCCCUUUGCCGCGUUCCUUACUCUCCGGGCCACUUAACUAACACUGCCCUAAACUAACUACCUAUCUACCUAAAAAUAAAAGGAGGAGCUGAAAAUGUCUAAAGGAAAAGCAUUAGCUAGGCAAGAUGGGGCGGGGGGAAAGGCGGCGGCCGCGGGCCGGCCCUCGUCCCUCCUCCCGGCCGUGGGGCCCUGUGGGGCGGCCAUGUCGGCGGGCAUCGGCCUCCGGCUCCGGCUCCUGCUCCUCGCCUGCCUGGCGCCCCGGCCGGCCCUCGGCCAGGGCUGCUCGGCGGAAAAAGAGGAGAACGCCAUCGUCGACAUCAGCUUCGCCCUCCCCGCAGGCAUCAGGGGAGCAGAGCCGGUGUAUGCCUCGGCUCCGGAGGCGUGUAUGAGGGCUUGCUGCCUGGGAAGAGGGCUGCCAGGAGACAGGAAGUGCAACUUCAUGAUUUUUGAUGCUCGAGGGACAAGGACACAUCCAAACUGCUACCUGUUUUACUGCCCAAGCACAGAGGCCUGUCCAAUGAAGCCUGCAGCAGGAUUUGUUAGCUACAAGAUAGCUCGAGACACCUAUGCCCUGGAGGACACUUCCCUAAAAAAUGAGGACUUUCAUUUGAAUGAACACUCUUUGCCUUUGGAUGCUGGUGCCUAUAUUUCUCACAGUCUGACUAGCCAUCAGAAUCACACCACUGCUUUGCAGCAAUCUGUCUUCCAUCAAGCAUCUGAACUCCCAGACCACGUGGACAAACAUUUAGACAAUAUUGAAUUUCAUACAGUUUUUCCUGAAUCACAAACGGCCAACAAUCUUGAGAGCUUAGACCCCAUCCCAAGGCAGAAAGAAAUUAAUCUGCCACCAAAUACGUCUUCUAAUGUUCAAAGUGGAAACCCCUCUGCUUUGUUCCCCAGCACUCAGUCUGGCGUUCCUGGACCCAGCAGUACUACCAUUUCUCCACUGCCUACAAGUGUCACCAGACUGGAAUCUCAUACAACUUCUCCACCUACUGGCGGUGCUAAACCUAGUGCUGUCACCACAAGGGCUACGUUUAUGCACACUGCAACUGCUAGAGCUGAACAUUGUAUCACUGCUGCCAGCACUGCUGUUACUCAUGUUCCUCUUUCCAGUCCCACAAUUUCUGCUUCUACUUCCACAACCAAGCGGGUGACCUCAAAUUCCGGAAUAGCUACUGCCACAUCAGGGCUCAGAACUUCAGCCAUCCCUCCUGAGCCAACACUUGCCUCUUCCAAUGAUACCAGCCAUGUUACCCUCCUCUCUUUUUCAGAUUUUGCCCCGUCUACUAGUGGUUCUCCCCUAGCUUCCCAAAACAACCAUCAGGAUUAUGACCCAUCUGAUUCAGAAAGCUACCUGUCAGAGAGCGCUCUGAGAAGGAAAGGUGUCCUUCAGCUGGAAGACAAAAGCAAACUUGUAGCAGCUUUACUUUUUGGGGUGAUUUUCUUGCUACUAGUUAUUGCAUUCAUGGGGAAGAAAAUGCAUGAAUCUCUUCAGAAGAGACAUUAUACUAGGCUGGAUUACCUGAUCAAUGGAAUGUAUGCUGAUGUAUGAUGGGGCAAGGGGAAUAGAUUUUUAGGAGCAUUUCUUAUCUUUGGGAGAAUUACUUUGAGACUGAAUAGGAAAUAUUGAAAUCUUAGAAGAGGAUGUAUUCUUUUUUGGUCACUAAUGCGAAAGCAGCAGAUGAGUUUGGUGGGGAAGAGAACUGCUAUUUCUAUGCUGAAAUAUAAUGUCUAUAAUUUGAUUUAUUACUAAAUUCUAAAAAUAAACACUCAAGUCCAAGUUAAGCAAAAAAGUUCUUAUGUUUAAGGAGAAAAAGAAUUUCAUGAGUAUACUCUGUGACUAGAGUAACAUAAGUAAACCUAGUAAACCUAAUAAAAUUAGUAGCUGUGCAGUGCAUGAGCAUUUUCAAA